AUGGACCGAGAUAACAUGAUGAGGUUGGAGACGCCGAGAAGAGAGUUGAUCUCCCGUGCACGCUCCUUCAGUCUUGCCACCUCGAAAAACCGUUGCAAAAAAAUGGACAACGAGAAGGCGUUGAGAUUUGAGCUGGAAUGCCGUCGCACCGGAAAGUGUCGUGAGAUCGUUGCAGAUGUUCAGCACAGUCGAAUGCCACGUCACAUGGAGCAAGAAGCUUGCUCAUUGGCCGCCAAAAGCAUUAUGACGUAUCAUUUGGAGCAUGACAUUGCUCGACACCUGAAAAUGGCAUUCGACAGAGAAUACGGACCAGAUUGGCAUUGUAUUUGUGGAAAACACUUUGGAUCGUUUGUCACUUUUGAGCCGGAUAGCUUCAUCUAUUUCCGAAUUGGAACUAUCGCAUUCAUGCUUUUCAAAACGUCUCUUCAACGAUUGCCCAUCAUGGAGAAGCAUUUGGAGAAUGUGAAAUUGACACCGAAGACAAUUCUAGGAAGAAGUAGACUGAUGACACCGAAAAGUGAGGACGAUGAAGAGAGUACAAGUGCAUCGGAUGUUUCAUGA
This is a messenger RNA of Caenorhabditis briggsae, 561 nucleotides long. It is a transcript of the gene Cbr-dlc-5, whose product is annotated as Protein CBR-DLC-5. The transcript is spliced from 4 exons. Gene Ontology annotation, biological process: microtubule-based process; cilium assembly. Gene Ontology annotation, molecular function: dynein intermediate chain binding; dynein light intermediate chain binding. Bases 1 to 561 code for a protein of 186 amino acids. Gene Ontology annotation, cellular component: cytoplasmic dynein complex. Lineage: Eukaryota; Metazoa; Nematoda; Chromadorea; Rhabditida; Rhabditidae. The record is from RefSeq and is a predicted model, not a curated record.